UCCCCGUCUUCCGCCGUGGAUCAUCUGCAACGUCCUUCCCAUGAGCCCUACGUUUAUAUGCUCUUUACUCUGAUCACCCUCUCCACCAUGAUCGGGCGUCUCACUCACUACGCAUUCGAUGCGGUGCUCAUCUCUGCCUUUUUGGCUGGUGUCAAGCGUUCCACGGGUCUCACCCCUAGUCUCAAAUCCGAACAGAUCUCCGAGAGCAAGGAAGUGAAGCGCUGGAUCGACAACUACCUCGGAGUCGGCGAGUGGGUGAUGGAUACGUCCGUCGCCGUGAUGGGUUCUUCGAGCUGGUUCGAGCGCCGACGGUGAUCUGUUGUCUUUUUUGAACGACAGGCAAAUGGCAAUUAAUGAUUCCAUCCACAUACUUUCCGACUUGACAUUCAACUGAGGCGGUGUGAGAUGUGGGCACACAUCAUGGCUGGACUUACGUGUGACGACCUACUCCUCUCUCGCCCCCUGGGCUUCUCCGCUUCUCCAGCCUCAUCUUCAGAGUUACGGCGUCUUUGGCUCUUCUCGUUCUGUGCGAUACCUAUCAACUCUCUGUAUCUAUUCCACUACGCUCAUACGC
This is a messenger RNA of Penicillium brasilianum, 574 nucleotides long. The record is from the annotation of a GenBank genome assembly. NCBI's taxonomy places the organism in Eukaryota, Fungi, Ascomycota, Eurotiomycetes, Eurotiales, Aspergillaceae.